AUGUCUGGACAAUUUUUAACAAUUUUUGAAUUUCUUAUUGCUUUUCUCCUUCAUUCUGCGGCUCUUGUACGCAUUGGACUUAUUUUUAAACACAAAAUUGAUAAAAAGAAGGAAAUGGCCCCUUUUCUUGUUUGUCUACUUAUUAAUUGGACUUUUGUAUGUACCCUAUUAAUACCUUAUGAAGGCUAUGGAAUUGCUGUAUGGAGACCUGUUGAGGAAAUUUAUCACAACAGUUUAACUCUCUUUCUGAUUGCUUUACCUGCCCAUAUGGCGCUUGCUGCAAUCCCAGUUUCUGUUUUCUAUCUAACUCUUGAUCGAAUUCUCGUCAUAACAUAUGGUUUUGCAGGUGGACAACGAACAAAUAAAUUGGUUAUUUAUUCGUAUGUUUUGGUUAUUCUUACUGGACUUGGAAUUUGCGCGAAUGGAUUUUUAUCUGCAUUAAAUAAUAUGCCUGAACAAACGAGUGAGAUAGAUUUUAAAAUUAAUUUUUAG
Meloidogyne enterolobii is the source of this 492-nucleotide messenger RNA. The record is from the annotation of a GenBank genome assembly. Lineage: Eukaryota; Metazoa; Nematoda; Chromadorea; Rhabditida; Meloidogynidae.